Pseudocercospora fijiensis CIRAD86 is the source of this 1810-nucleotide messenger RNA. RefSeq lists its product as uncharacterized. The transcript is spliced from 16 exons. NCBI's taxonomy places the organism in Eukaryota, Fungi, Ascomycota, Dothideomycetes, Mycosphaerellales, Mycosphaerellaceae. Bases 1 to 1569 code for a protein of 522 amino acids. The record is from RefSeq and is a predicted model, not a curated record.
AUGUGGUGCGUAUUGAGAAAGGACGGAACUGUGCUUCAAGAACUGAAGCCGUUGAAAAGGAACAGUGAGGAUCUGGAGCCAGUAGUUCUCGUGAACGUGCGUGUCCUGAUUCACACCAUUGCCCGAGAAACAGAAGCUCAGAUCGAGAUGAAAGUAGUGUCCUCGAUUUCCCUUAAUGACUUCUUACACAUUUCGAUGGAGUUGAGUCUGGCAGAGGGAAUGGACUGCAAUGAUCGAAGCCGGGCUGGAUUUAAGGACUGCCUACAUAAGUGGACUGUAAGAGUCGCUCCAUCUAGCUUCCUGAAUGAGGCAACGUAUCUAUCCUCAGCUGGAAAGCAAAGCCAAUUGAUUCUUAGAAAGCUUGACUCGUUCAUCCAAAGUUCCCUGGCUUUACAAGCUCUCGACUUGACUUGUUUCCCCCACACAUAUGAGUGUUUACAUGUACUCAAGCUAAGCAUGAUGUAUAGAAUCUCGAAAGUAGCGCUGAUACAUUUAGAUGCCAUGCCACGAGCUAGCUGUACGACAUGCCUUGGAAACGGACCACGACCAGCACCAACCAGCAUCAUAAAUUUUAGAGAGACUUCCAAUGCGGUUUCAUUGAUUGAUUUAGAAGACCAGCCCAUCAUGUUCCGCCACUUCAGCGAAACCAAGUCAUCCGAUGGUCGGCAGAAAAGAUCGCAGGCGACUAGAAUAUUGACCGGCGCAUUUUUUUUGGACUCGGUGACUCUUGCAAUAUCACAUGCUGCACCUUUCUUUCCAUACCUCAGCUUCUGCAGAAGACCGAAAUCCGUAGUCCAAGUCCGAGAAGUCGCUGACGAGGCCGACGAUACCAUGUCAGCCAACAACGAUAGGGGAGUAAGUAUUGUCACCGUCGCUCGCUCCAGCUGCCGGCCGGCCGUGCUGACGUCUGGUAUUCCACUUGCUGAUUUACGAGCCGAGCGUAUCCGCCUGAUCGUAUACCUGUUCGCAAGACACGACGUGCAAGUGGGCGAAACGCUAGCUGUUGUCGUGAAGAUUGUUGGAAUGUAUCCAUCUUUCCUCAACCCAAUUAUCCAGAGAAAAAAAAGCAGACCUAUAAAGUUUCACAUAAUUCCGAGUCAUCUGAUUGAUACAAAUAUUCAUUUAAGAUUUUUUGUUUCAUAUUCGGACCGUCAGAAUGAAUCCGUCGUCUUUUUUGAAAAAAAUGUAACUCUUCCAUGUCGAGAGAGGAAACAUUUUUACAAAAGAAACAACAUACAUCGCAUACGAAAAAAGCAAGACAGACGCAAACUAAAAAAAAAAGCCACAAGGUACUCAAGGGUAUUCGAGUACCGCACCGAGCCGCUCGCAAAAGCAGACAACAAAACACGAAUUUGGGUGUUGAUAAGAAAAUGGAAAAGCUGCAUUCGUGUCUCCAGGUCAGACAAAGAUCAACCCAGAAGAGACUUGCUGUGGGCGACUUCGGGUGCUGGCGUUCCGCUGCUUUCACAAUUUUCCUUUCUCUCUCUCCGCGUUAAGAUUCCCAUGCUGCAUCCCAUCUCUGGCUCAAUCUUGUUUGAGUUGAGAGAAAAGAUGCAUCCCGUACGCUGAUGAUUUGGUAAAGACUUUGAUGAAUGUGCUUAAGCCGCUGGCUUCUCCUCAGCAGCUGCUGGAGGCUCGGUGGCUGGCUCUGCCGCCUUCUCCUCGCCCUUGGCCUCGCCUGCAGCGGCGUCUGGCUCGCCACCGUCCGAUGACGUCCAGAGGGUGAGGUUGUCGCGGAGGAGCUGCAUGAUGAGAGUGCUGUCGCGGUAAGACUCCUCAGACAGCGAGUCGAGCUCGGCGAUGGCAUCAU